AUGCCUCCCCGAACCCGCAAGCAGACAACAUGGCACUCUACUCCAGGACGCGUGCUCGGUAGCGGAGCAGAAGUGCCUCCCGUUGUACAGGACAAUGAGGACUACGUACCUGGCGCCAAUGAAGCGGACACGGACGACAUCGACGAGGGCGGCGCGACUGAUGACGCCAGCGAUGUCGAUACCAAAGACUUGCUGCAACCUGUCGGCACUGAAGACGCCAAGGUGGAGGAAGAGGACGAGCCGGAAGAGGAAGAUGAAGAGGCAGACGAGGCAGACGAAGCUGAGGUGGGAGGCACCACGGUGGUCAAGGACGACGGGCCGGCGGCCGACAAGAAAGAAGUCCGAGUCAUAUCGCAGGCUCAGAUGCCUGGCUAUGGCGACAGUGAAGUGAGGAAUAAAGAUGGAAGCUAUGUGUUCACCAAGGGUGGCGGCGUCAAGCUGGAGACCGACAUCGUCGCCAGCAUGAAGACGGACCCACGAUACUUGAACAUCCAGGCGAAGAGCAAAUUGACGCGUAACGCCAUCAUCAAGCGCGCGACCGAGAACAUGAGGGGCAAGCCGACCCAGCAUCACUUCACGGACACGGGAAACAAGGCGUUCAAAGCGGGCGAUUACUCCACCGACUUCUGGGAAGACUGCCUCAUAGGUCCGUUUGUGAAUAAGAAAGUCGUGGAGUUCGACGGAGAACCUGACAGCAUCAAUGGCGAGGCUGACAAAGACAUGAAAAUGUAUAUCCUCCAAGGGUAUCACCAGUAUUGCCACUGUACAAGCUGUACCAAGCGGCGCGGCAAUGACGACCUAGAGAAAGGCAGAGUAGCGGCUAAGUUGAGACUGGAGCGCGACAGAGCGCGUAUACACCAAGAGUCCAUUGACAAGAAGGCGAGAAGGAACAUGCGCAAGACCCCGAAGACACUUAGGUCAGGCAAGGUGGCCGACGAAGGAUGUUCGCUCGGCGAGGACUGGGACGCAUAG
Messenger RNA from Alternaria ethzedia, 972 nucleotides. RefSeq lists its product as uncharacterized. The transcript has 3 exons. The record is from RefSeq and is a predicted model, not a curated record. The coding region runs from base 1 to 972 and encodes 323 amino acids. NCBI's taxonomy places the organism in Eukaryota, Fungi, Ascomycota, Dothideomycetes, Pleosporales, Pleosporaceae.